UGGGCUUCUGAGCGAGUCCCGCGUGUUCGCUUAUAACGGUCUUCAGAGAGCACGUGGCGAGUCACAAGCUUGGAUCCUAAGCUCACGGGCAUAAGCUUGGGGGCCUGAACCUGGGUGGGACGGGCAAGAGCUUUACAUGGGCCGUAUGGGAAAAAUGACGGUUUCUGAAGAGAAACUGCAUCUUGCGCUUCCCCGGUUUCUCCGAUUGCCCAGCCAGGCUGUGUGUGGAUCCGACAACGAACGCACGACGCUUUGCGACCACAAGCCCUAAACAAAGCAACGUGCAGUUAUGGGGGCCUUACGCCCGCGACUCUGGCGAAAACGCUGCGCCCCGCCCCCAAGCCCAUUGCUUUGACAUGGUUGGCGGACUCCAUCGUCACGUGCACCCCAGCGUAGGCAGUGAUUGGAGGAGCCGAAGUAACAGAUCGUCCCAUCAGCCGCUCGGCAGCGGGGCUUGUUAGUUCCGGGUCGAGGCGUAGGUGACCUCCGGAAUCCGAAAGCUUUUCCAUGAGUUAUGGCUGCUGCCGGCGAGCGGCUGGGACAUCGGUGAGGAAAGAACGCGAGUCUUUUCCGAAGCUUUGUCCACGAUCCCUCGGCGAUGGCGCUCCGGUCGCGGCUCUGGGAAUGGCUGUGGGUUUGCAGGAACCCUGGUAAUUCCCUCUUCUCUCAGACGACUCCCCAGGGCCCGCACAGGUGUGGGGUCGCAGCGCUCUCAACCAGUUCCAAGCCAGCCACGAAGCCUGAAGUGGACCCUCUGGAAAAUGCAGCUGUUGCCCCAGAGUUCACCAAUCGGAACCCCCGCAAUCUGGAGCUCUUAGGUGUGGCCAGGAAAGAGCGGGGCUGGGGGACAGCGUGGCCCUCCCGUGAGUUCUGGCACAGGUUGCGAGUUAUAAGGACUCAGCAUCACGUAGAGGCGCUGGUUGAGCAUCACAACGGCCAGGUUGUGGUUUCAGCCUCCACUCGGGAAUGGGCUAUUAAAAAGCACCUUUACUGCACCAAAAAUGUGGUGGCCUGUGAGAGUAUAGGACGAGUGCUGGCAGAGCGAUGCUUAGAGGCAGGAAUCAACUUCAUGGUCUACCAACCCACUCCUUGGGAGGCAGCCUCAGACUCGAUGAAACGACUACAGAGUGCCAUGACAGAAGGUGGUGUGGUGCUGCAGGAACCUCGGAGAAUCUAUGAAUGAAAAAGGAGCAUUAUUCUGAAUGUGGGAAUAUAAAGCCGUGAACUGUCCCGUCCUUCAGAAGAGAGCAUCUGGAAGAACAGCCAGCUUGGAAGUUUUGUAUAGUCAUGUAACAGUGGAAUGUUAUUACUAGUUAAGGUCAUUCCCUUGUGUGUGUGUUUUGUGUGUGUGUGUGUGUGUGUGUGUGUGUGUGUGUGUUGGGGGGGCGCGGUGGUUUAAUCAAGGGCUAAAUUCUUCCCCCCUGUUGGACAGGAGAGAAGUAUCUGAGAAAAGCUGUUGCCAAUUAUAAUUAACUUCCCAAGGGCAAAUUAAAUGUUGUUUAUAAGAAUAAAUGCAGAUUAUGAGCAGUUUCUGGUUACAUGAAAUCUUUGCCUUUGAGCCCUCUGUGGCAAGAAGAGGUUUGUGCAAACUGUUACCCUGUCCAGCUCAUAGUGGUUGAUCUCAAUAAAUGAUAGCUGUUGCUGCUCA
Messenger RNA from Ailuropoda melanoleuca (giant panda), 1648 nucleotides. RefSeq names its product mitochondrial ribosomal protein L18 (gene MRPL18). Gene Ontology annotation, cellular component: mitochondrion; ribosome. The transcript has 4 exons. Lineage: Eukaryota; Metazoa; Chordata; Mammalia; Carnivora; Ursidae. Bases 599 to 1183 code for a protein of 194 amino acids. Gene Ontology annotation, molecular function: structural constituent of ribosome; 5S rRNA binding. The record is from RefSeq and is a predicted model, not a curated record. Gene Ontology annotation, biological process: translation.